Messenger RNA from Phaeodactylum tricornutum CCAP 1055/1, 1251 nucleotides. NCBI's taxonomy places the organism in Eukaryota, Bacillariophyta, Bacillariophyceae, Surirellales, Neidiaceae. The record is from the annotation of a RefSeq genome assembly.
UCUUAUCCUAAUUUACCAGGUAUUCACUUCCAAGACUAUUGAUAAGGAAUCUACGCACUCAUUUUGACAACAUGGCUCCAGAAAAGACCAUUACAAAGAAGAAAGUUCGCAUACCAAUCCUGCUUGCCGGAGUUUGCUUCAUUUUUCUGCUUGUAAGGAAUUUUGCAAUGAUCAACUGUAAAAAUGUCGACAUGAUUGAGGCUCUGCAAUCUUAUCAGUCAUUGCAAGCCCAAACUGUACAGCCAACGCGUAAGCCUCGACAUCACCCAACACGUGCUGAUUCGGUGCUGCGUGACUUUGCUUCAAAUACUUUAAACACUUCCGAUAAGUCCUACUGCGAUAGCAAGGAUCCAUACCGACACAUACCUCUCAAACCCAAUCAGCGCGUUAUUCAUCUAACUGGAAAAAUGGGAUACAACAACAAGUUUCAAAAGGAUGUUGAAGACAGACAAAGGGAAGUGAUCCAGAAGUUUCCCUGGCUACGGAAUACCUCUGAUGCCAUCUCUCACUUCAAAGUUCCCGACCAUUGGCUGAACUAUGAACCGUACCAGGAACAUUUGCAGUUCCUGAAAGAUCCGACACAUGAAUCUUCUAAGGGUGGAGGCUGGUGGUUUUGGAAGCCGGCUGUGAUCUUGGAUGUCUUGAAGCAGCUGUCACCAGAUGAUGUGCUGGUUUAUGCUGACUACGACCAGACCAAUUGGUGGCCAGGCUUGGCAGUUUUUAUCGAAUACAUGAUUCAAAAUCCAAAUAUUGACUGGGCUCUAACACAAAUAUACAAAACAGGACGUAUUUGAAGCAUACUGUGGAAAACCGACAAAGGCGCUCCAGGACUCUGGUCAGUGGCGCGCUGGGCUGCAUAUUUUCCGCCCUACUCCCCGUGUCAUACAGUUUAUUGAAGAGUGGCAGCGAGCCACCGAAGACUACAGUGCAAUAUCUGACACGGAAUCUCUGAUCCCAAAUGCACCGUCUUUUGUGGAGCAUCGCCGGGAUCAAUCUCUUCUAAACUUGCUGCUCAAAUGUUGGUUCACGUCAGAUGAGGCAAAAUAUGUAAAGGUGUUGGAUCCUUGCGAAGGGCUAUAUAUGAAAGGGAAUCUUAACUUACACUUUGUCACAUUACCUUCCCUGAAAACUCCCGAGGAACUUACGCUGCUUGAAGAGCGGAGGCACAGCUUUUGGGCUUCCCACAAUUGUACUGUUCCAAAAGCACUAUACCAAACAUGAUUCCUAAAAAUAAGCAACAACUUGUCUUGU